AUCUGAGCAUCCUGAAGGGGAUUGGCAAAUGUGAGUUUAGUCGAUGUCGCCUUUAUUUUGAGCGAAGGAGGAGAUUGCAUGGGUGCUAGCUUUGCACAGAGAAGGAAGCUUAAUCCUAGUACAGUCCCCGUUACACAAGCAGUAAAGCAGCUACAGGACUCCCACUGAGUAAUUAGCACUUUGAAACUCCAGAUGUAAAAAGGGCCCUAUAGAGGAGGGGGUUUAUCGAAAAAUGAAGGCAAAGAAGAAAGAGCGAACGUGAGAGAUGGCUGAACAGAGUGAACACAUCAAAAGAAUCAUGAAACUACCACAAAUCCAGAUGGAGACUGGACGUACAAUUUCAAGGAUGCCUGAGAAUUAAGAUGCUAAGCUACCUUUAAAUGAACUGUUAUUAAGCGCCUGCCAGACUUCUAACGACAGAGCAGAGGUUUGUUUGGAUUCCGUGUUACCUGGGAAACAUCAGAAUUAUAGGCUGCUUGCACAGCAAGUUUCCUGAAAAUAGGACCAAAGCAUGAGAUAGGUGAAGUGACGCAAAGUUCAUCUGAGAUCCAGAGCCAGUUCUCCCCAGCUGAAAAUUUUUACAGGGCUCAUUAAACAUCUAAGGAACCAGCUUGUUUGACAACCUCAGUUUCAAAAAGACUCUCACACUGCUCUUGUUAUUUUUAGGUAAAGCAAUUGACAUAACCUUUUCACAGAUUCAUUGAUUCUUCACAUACUGAGAAGAGCAUUGUCAUGGAGGAAUAUGACUUCAAUGUUAAACAGCUGCAACCGAAUGUCAUAUCGGUGCGCCUCUUUAAGCGAAAAGUGGGUGGGCUGGGGUUUCUUGUCAAGCAACGAAGGAGCAACCCUCCUGUGAUCAUUUCUGACAUAAUUCGAGGUGGCGCAGCAGAGCAGAGUGGGCUGGUGCAGGUAGGUGACAUUAUAUUGGCAGUGAAUGAUAGGCCACUUGUAGAUGCCAGCUAUGAAACUGCCCUGGAAACACUACGCCGUGUUGCUUCAGAGACAUUUGCGGUGCUCAUUCUUAGAGGCCCAGAGGGUUUCACAACACACUUGGAAACCACCUUUUCUGGAGAUGGAACACCUAAGACUAUUAGAGUCACCAGACCUCUGUGCCCCAAGUCUAAAUCAAGCGACUUUUCAAGUCAGAGCCUGUAUAGCAAAGAGCAACAAAAUAUGGUGGACAGUGCCACAAGUUCAGCUGGCUCUUCUUGGCAGGAAGUCCACCAGCUUCUUCACUUAAAUGGGCUGGAUGGAGUCCAAGGAGAUGACAUCAGUAUAAGUCCUUGCCUUAAUGGGGGAGCAGAAAGCAAUGACAUACUGAAAGAAAUUGAACCUGUAGUGAAUCUGCUACAGAAUGCCCAGAAGGAGGUAAAUGGAGAUAGUCAUCAUCAGGUAGAAAAGAGGGAUGCAGAGGUUCAAGCAGAAAGUAAAUCCCAGAAAGUGGUGGAGAAUGACGCAGCCUUAAAUGAUUUAUGGAGGAACAACAAUAAUAUGCCUGUUGUAUUGAACAACCCAUAUCUAGAGUGCGGGCAGGUUUCAGCCUCCGGGAGACAGUCCCCUGCAAAGAGCCAGGUGAAUGAAAGUCCUUCCAAGUGUCCUCGUUAUCUGAAAGUGAAGAACUGGGACACAAACGCCGUACUGCAUGACACCCUGCACUUCAAGGCUUCCAUGCCUACGCCUUGUACACAACAGCUCUGUAUGGGGUCUAUCAUGACUCCUCCACAGUAUGUCCGUAAGCCAGAAGAUGUACGCCCUAAAGGACAUCUUCUCCCUCUUGCCAAGGAAUUCAUCGACCAAUAUUACACUUCAAUUAAAAGAUUUGGCUCCAAAGCUCACUUGGAAAGACUGAAAGAAGUGAAAAAUGAGAUUGAAGCCACAGAUACAUAUCAACUCCGAGACACUGAGCUUAUAUAUGGAGCUAAACAUGCCUGGCGUAAUGCAGCUCGCUGUGUGGGAAGAAUCCAAUGGUCCAAGCUGCAGGUCUUUGAUGCUCGAGACUGCACCACUGCUCAUGGAAUGUACAAUUACAUCUGCAAUCACAUCAAGUAUGCCACCAACAAAGGCAAUCUCAGAUCAGCGAUCACUAUCUUCCCCCAAAGGACCGAUGGGAAACAUGACUUCAGGAUCUGGAACGCGCAGCUCAUCCGUUAUGCAGGAUACAAGCAGCCUGACGGCUCGGUUCUUGGUGACCCUGCUAAUGUAGAGCUGACUGAGAUUUGCAUUCAGCAAGGCUGGAAAGCACCAAGAGGUCGUUUCGAUGUCCUCCCUCUUGUUCUCCAAGCGGAAGGCAAUGACCCUGAACUUUUUGAGAUUCCCCCAGAAAUGAUUAUGGAGGUCCAAAUUCAGCAUCCUAAAUUUGACUGGUUUAAAGACUUGGACCUGAAGUGGUAUGGAUUGCCGGCUGUAUCUAGCUUGCUGCUAGAAGUCGGAGGCUUAGAGUUUACUGCAUGUCCUUUCAGUGGAUGGUACAUGGGGACUGAAAUAGGAGUUCGAGAUUACUGUGAUAACUCCCGCUAUAACAUACUGGAGGAAGUCGCCAAAAGAAUGAAUCUAGACACAAGAAAAAUGUCCUCACUGUGGAAAGACCAAGCACUGGUGGAAAUUAACAUCGCAGUUCUGCAUAGUUUUCAGAGUGAUAAAGUAACAAUCGUAGACCAUCACUCAGCUACAGAGUCAUUUAUUAAACACAUGGAAAAUGAAUACCGGUGUCGAGGCGGCUGUCCAGCUGACUGGGUUUGGAUUGUACCUCCAAUGUCUGGAAGUAUUACCCCUGUAUUUCACCAAGAAAUGCUUAAUUAUCGUCUCACGCCUUCCUUUGAGUAUCAGCCUGAUCCCUGGAACACUCACAUAUGGAAAGGAGUAAAUGGUACUCCAACUAAGAAACGAGCCAUUGGAUUCAAAAAGUUGGCCAAGGCAGUCAAAUUUUCAGCUAAAUUAAUGGGACAAGCAAUGGCAAAAAGAGUAAAAGCUACAAUUCUGUAUGCAACAGAGACUGGGAAAUCUGAAUCCUAUGCAAAAACAUUAUGUGAAAUAUUCAAGCAUGCCUUUGAUGCUAAGGCGAUGUCGUUGGAAGAGUAUGACAUUGUACAUUUAGAGCAUGAAACUCUGGUGUUAGUGGUGACCAGCACGUUUGGAAAUGGAGAUCCACCAGAAAAUGGAGAGAAAUUUGGCUGUGCUCUGAUGGAAAUGAGACAUCCCAAUUCUAAUUUGGAAGAGAGAAAGAGCUACAAGGUGCGUUUUAACAGUGUUUCCUCUUCUGCUGAUGCUCGGAAGUCAGCGGGUGAUGAGACAGGACCAAGAGACAAUUUUGGAAGUGCUGGUCCUUUGGCUAAUGUUAGAUUCUCAGUCUUUGGACUUGGCUCUCGAGCUUACCCUCACUUCUGUGCCUUUGCCCGAGCUGUGGACACCUUGCUGGAAGAGAUGGGGGGAGAACGAAUAAUGAAAAUGGGAGAGGGAGAUGAACUGUGUGGACAAGAGGAAUCUUUCAGAACUUGGGCUAAAAAAGUGUUUAAGGCUGCAUGUGAUGUAUUCUGUGUAGGAGAUGAUGUGAAUAUUGAGAAAGCAAACAAUUCUUUGAUUAGCAAUGACCGCAGCUGGAAGAGGAGCAAGUAUCGGAUCAGCUUUGUGGCUGAGGCUCCAGAGCUCACACAAGCUCUGUACAGUAUUCACAGGAAGAAAGUGUAUGGUGCCCGAAUGUUGUGCCGGCAGAACCUUCAAAGUACUAAAUCCAGUCGCUCCACUAUAUUACUUCGACUUCACACCAAUGGACACCAAGAGCUAAAGUACAAACCAGGCGACCACUUGGGAGUGUUUCCUGGCAACCAUGAUGAUCUCGUCAAUGCCUUGAUUGAAAGGUUGGAAGAUGCACCUCCAGUCAAUCAGCUGGUGAGAGUGGAGAUUUUGGAGGAGAGGAAUACUGCCUUAGGUGUAAUUAGUAACUGGACAGAGGAGGAGAGAAUCCCUCCAUGCACCAUCUUCCAUGCCUUCAAAUAUUUCCUGGACAUCACAACUCCGCCCACCCCAGUCCUCAUGCAGCAAAUUGUAUUUCUUGCUACCAAUGAGAGAGAGAAAAACCGCUUGGAGAUCCUGAGCAAGGGCUUACAAGAAUAUGAAGAAUGGAAGUGGUACAAAAACCCUACUAUUGUUGAGGUGCUAGAAGAGUUCCCCUCAGUGCAGAUGCCGUCAUCUCUGCUGCUCACACAGCUUCCCCUGCUGCAGCCUCGUUAUUACUCCAUCAGCUCCUCUCCUGACAUGAACCCUGACGAGGUUCACCUCACUGUUGCUGUUGUGUCCUAUCAUACAAGAGAUGGUGAUGGGCCCAUGCAUCAUGGUGUCUGCUCCUCAUGGCUUAACAGAAUACAGCCAGAUGAAGUUGUUCCGUGUUUUGUAAGAGGUGCUGCAAGUUUCCACAUGCCACAAGAUCCACACGUGCCCUGCAUCCUGAUCGGUCCUGGCACUGGCAUUGCACCCUUCAGGAGCUUCUGGCAGCAACGUCUCUAUGAUAUGCAGCACAAAGGACUGAAACCUUGUCCAAUGAUCCUUGUCUUUGGAUGCCGGGAAUCCAAAAUUGAUCACAUCUACAAAGAGGAGGCCAUGCUUGUGAGGAACAAAGGGGUGUUUAAAGAACUGUUCACAGCAUAUUCCCGGGAACCAAAUAAACCAAAGAAAUAUGUGCAAGAUGUCCUCCGUGAACAGCUCUCUGAGGUAACUUUCAAAGCUCUGAAGGAGCAAGGAGGUCAUGUAUUUGUAUGUGGCGAUGUCAAUAUGGCCGGUGACGUUCUCAAAAGUCUGCAACACAUUGUGAAACAGCGUGGGAACAUGAGCACUGAAGAGGCAGGAGCCUUCAUCAGUAAGCUGAGGGAUGACAAUAGGUACCAUGAAGAUAUUUUUGGAGUCACACUGCGAACCUAUGAAGUCACAAAUCGUCUCAGAUCUGAAUCUAUUGCAUACAUUGAAGAAAGCAAAAAGGACUCAGACGAGGUUUUCCGCUCAUAACUGGAAUGUUUCAUUGUCUAUGGAUGGCAAACUUGUCAUGUGGCACCCCUUGUCAUGCACAUGGCAUAUCCCACUUGCAUGUACACUGUUUGUGGAGACAUACAUAAACUGUGUGUACUGCAUGUAUGACACAAGCCAACUCCUCUGCACUGAUGUGGAGAUUUCCAUGUACUAACUUGCUUUAUCUUUCUCAUAUAAAGCCUCCCUUACAAGAUGGAUUUUGUUACAUCAGAGGCAAAAGUUAAUCUUUUUUUUUUCUUAUGGGACUAUGAGCACCGAUCUGCCUGCUGUCCUGUGCUGUCUUUGUCUUUUGCUCAUAAACAUAUAUAAAACUAUGUGAGAGACGUAUAUAUGAUAUCUCUUCUAUUGUAAUGAUGGGAUUCCAGAUGUUUUGGAUAUAAAUUCACUACCAUAGUUUUGCUUAAGAUUCAGCAGCUGCUUCUUGAAACCAAGGAAUGAGAUGUCCUCCCCCCUCCAAAAAACAACAACAAACCACUCACUGGUGCAUGAGAAUUGUCAUUGUCCUCAGGCCUUGCUUUGCAUUGUUCCGACUGAAAUAUGUCUAUUUAGUAAAUGAGAUCUGAAAA
This is a messenger RNA of Pseudophryne corroboree (corroboree frog), 5582 nucleotides long. It is a transcript of the gene NOS1, whose product is annotated as nitric oxide synthase 1. Gene Ontology annotation, molecular function: FMN binding; heme binding; nitric-oxide synthase activity. Gene Ontology annotation, biological process: nitric oxide biosynthetic process. Lineage: Eukaryota; Metazoa; Chordata; Amphibia; Anura; Myobatrachidae. The record is from RefSeq and is a predicted model, not a curated record. The coding region runs from base 733 to 4995 and encodes 1420 amino acids. The transcript is spliced from 29 exons.